Molecule: messenger RNA, 312 nt
Organism: Trichophyton rubrum CBS 118892
Lineage: Eukaryota; Fungi; Ascomycota; Eurotiomycetes; Onygenales; Arthrodermataceae
Exons: 1
Coding region: 1-312 (103 amino acids)
Source: RefSeq, a predicted model, not a curated record
AUGGAAACAAUGAGCGGAACAUUCCCCGAUGGAUACCAUCGUCGUUGUCAAGAGUGGACGGUUGGCUCACUUGAGGCAUUGGAACACGAGGAAAUUGUCCCUCGAGGCACAGCUAAAUACUGGGAAAGGAAUGUCGGGAAGUCUUCUCCCUCCAUUGGCCGUCGCCUUGAGAGUGACGGGCUGUCUUGGAUCCCAAAGGAAGGGGCCGGAGAACGCUACGAAGGAGCCGUCGAUGCAAGAUUUGGAGACAAGUCCAAACGUCCUCCUGUGGGCAAGUUGAAUCCUGCCAAAUCUUCGCGUCUCCUUGGAUAG